This is a messenger RNA of Podospora bellae-mahoneyi, 2276 nucleotides long. RefSeq names its product Non-essential glycogen phosphorylase. Lineage: Eukaryota; Fungi; Ascomycota; Sordariomycetes; Sordariales; Podosporaceae. Bases 1 to 2208 code for a protein of 735 amino acids. Gene Ontology annotation, cellular component: cytoplasm. The record is from RefSeq and is a predicted model, not a curated record. The transcript has 2 exons. Gene Ontology annotation, molecular function: glycogen phosphorylase activity; pyridoxal phosphate binding. Gene Ontology annotation, biological process: glycogen catabolic process.
AUGCUGAUCAGCAACUGUUUAGCUGGCCUCGCCGACCUUGGUUUCCGCAUUGAGGAUGUGAUUGAACAAGAACACGACGCUGCUCUCGGCAAUGGUGGUUUGGGCCGCCUUGCCGCUUGCUUCCUGGACAGUCUUGCCAGUCUCAACUACCCAGCUUGGGGUUACGGCUUGCGAUAUCGCUAUGGCAUCUUCAAACAGGAGAUCAUUGAUGGGUACCAGGUGGAAGUUCCUGAUUAUUGGUUGGACUUCAAUCCUUGGGAGUUCCCUAGACACGAUGUUACUGUUGAUAUCCAAUUCUUUGGCCACGUUCGCAAGUCGACUGAUGAGAACGGGAGGACCGUUGCCCACUGGGAGGGCGGUGAGAUCGUCAAGGCAGUCGCCUACGAUGUGCCCAUCCCUGGUUACGCGACCCCUUCUACGAACAACUUGAGGUUGUGGUCCAGCACAGCAGCCAGUGGCGAGUUUGACUUCCAGAAGUUCAACAACGGUGACUACGAAAGCUCUGUGGCCGAUCAGCAACGCGCCGAGACAAUCUCGGCGGUGCUUUACCCCAACGACAACCUUGAGCGCGGAAAGGAGCUGCGUCUGAAGCAGCAAUACUUCUGGGUUGCCGCCUCGCUGUACGACAUUGUCCGUCGUUUCAAGAAGUCCAAGCGCCCCUGGAAAGAGUUCCCCGAGCAGGUUGCCAUCCAGCUCAAUGACACCCACCCAACCCUCGCGGUUGUUGAGCUCCAGCGCAUUCUGCUGGAUCUGGAGGGUCUCGAGUGGGAUGAGGCUUGGAACAUCGUCACUAACACUUUCGGCUACACCAACCACACCGUGCUCCCUGAAGCCCUCGAGAAGUGGUCUGUUCCCCUGAUUCAGCAUCUUCUUCCCCGUCAUCUGCAGAUCAUCUACGACAUCAACCUCUACUUCCUCCAGAGUGUCGAGCGCCGAUUCCCCGAGGAGCGCGAUCUUUUGGGGCGCGUUUCCAUCAUUGAGGAGUCGCAGCCCAAGAUGGUUCGCAUGGCUCAUCUCGCUAUUGUGGGUUCUCACAAGGUCAAUGGUGUUGCUGAGCUGCACUCGGAUCUCAUCAAGACCACCAUCUUCAAGGACUUCGUGACCAUCUUCGGCCCCGACAAGUUCACCAACGUCACAAACGGUAUCACGCCUCGCAGAUGGCUUCAUCAGGCCAAUCCCCGUCUGUCCGAAUUGAUUUCGAGCAAGACUGGUGGCAAGGACUUUUUGACGGACCUCAAUGAGCUCAACAAGAUCGAGCUGUACGUCAAGGAUAAGGCUUUCCGCAAGGAAUGGGCCGACAUCAAGCUUGCCAACAAGGAGCGUCUUGCCAAGCAUAUCCAGGCGAGCGCGGGCGUCACCGUCGACCCAACCGCCCUAUUUGAUGUGCAAGUCAAGCGUAUUCAUGAGUACAAGCGCCAGCAGCUCAACAUCUUUGGUGUUAUCCAUCGUUACCUCACACUCAAGGCUAUGUCACCCGAGGAGCGCAAGAAGCAGCAGCCAAGAGUGUCCAUUUUUGGCGGCAAGGCUGCUCCGGGAUACUGGAUGGCCAAGCAGAUUAUCCACUUGAUUAACAGUGUGGGUAAGGUGGUCAACAACGAUGAGGACAUUGGCGACCUGCUCAAGGUGGUUUUCCUCGAGGACUACAACGUGAGCAAGGCCGAGAUCAUCAUUCCUGCCUCGGACAUCAGCGAGCACAUCUCGACUGCCGGUACUGAGGCCUCUGGCACAAGUAACAUGAAGUUUGUACUCAAUGGUGGUCUCAUCAUCGGUACCUGCGACGGUGCCAACAUCGAGAUCACGCGCGAGAUUGGGGAGAACAACAUCUUUUUGUUCGGCAACCUUGCUGAAGAUGUUGAGGAUCUCCGCCACGCACACACGUACGGCACGCAUGAGAUUGACCCCGAUCUCAACCGGGUAUUCCAGGAAAUCGAGAAGGGCACCUUCGGCAGCACACAAGAUUUUGCCGCUCUGAUCUCGGCUGUCCGAGACCACGGCGACUACUAUCUUGUUUCUGACGACUUCCACUCAUACAUUGAAACGCAAGCGUUGGUGGACGAUGCGUACCGGAAUCAGGAGGAGUGGAUUACCAAGUGCAUCACAUCGGUAGCGAGAAUGGGCUUCUUCAGCUCGGAUCGCUGUAUCAAUGAGUAUGCUGAGGGCAUCUGGAACAUCGAGCCUCUCCGUGUGGAGAAGGAGGAAGGAGCGUAGGUCGUCCUCCCCGGACUCAAAAAGGCAGAGGCAGGCCAAAAAAGGAAACAGCAUGGUGAGAAACACCU